GAGCCGCAGUGGCCUGGAGGAGGGCAAUGGUGAGGCCCUCCUGGGCCAAUUGGUGCCGUGGCGGCCUGGAGGAGGGCAAUGGGAAGGGAAGGGAGUUCUCACCUUGCCCAGAAAGGACAGUAUUAGAAGCAGUGGGGUUCAAUGAUCGGUAAGCAGCGUUUUGGAUAAACAUUUGUAACGCAGAGCUUCCUGGACUUAACAUGGCCUCAAAACUGCAUCAAAAAAUUCCUUCUGAAGACCUGUGUAAGAAGAUGUCUGUGGUUCUGGGUAGUCCUCUAGGAAGAAUUGAGAUUCUGGGGUGCAAGGUGGGAGUGCAUGAAAUACACAUUCAACAAGAUGCCAUGCCUCUGUCUGGAGCCCUUCCCAUGGCGCACACCAAUUUCCGACUGGGCUCCAUGGUGAAAGAGAAGAGGAUGCAGCACACAGUGACACUCCCCCCCGCAUGGAAUGGAGGGUUGGGUAUUACAGAGACUUUGGUGUCUUGCGAGGUAGUCGGAGCCAUAGAAGAAAUGACAGAGCCACUGAAACAGUGCACAGCUUGGCUUCAGGCGUACUUCUGUGAGCCAUGGAUGAUAGAGAAGCUUCCAAUACCUCCUUUCCACCAUCCACUUUUUGAGCACGCUUCAUUCACCAGAGAAGUGUUGUGGACCUUGUUGAGAGAUGUGAAAUUUGGAGAGGCCGUUUCUUACAAGCAAUUAGCAGACCUGGCAGGCAACAGCAAAGCUGCCAGAGCAGUGGGAGGAGCAAUGAGAAGAAAUCCUGUCCCGAUUAUCAUACCGUGCCACCGAGUGAUUUGCAGCGGUGGACAGACUGGCAACUACACGGGAGGAAGUCAUCUGAAAGAGUGGCUUUUGUCACAUGAGAAGCUUCAGAAGGAAAAGUUAGCAUAUUGAUGCAGUUCAGACACAGCUGUUAUACAGCCAAAACACAUAACCAAAGAUCCUUGGCUUAUAACAAGCUUUCAGAACGCACAGUAGAAUUCAGGAAAAUGGUAAAUAUUUGAGUGACAUAUAAAUAUAAUACAACAUCCGAA
Messenger RNA from Anolis sagrei ordinatus, 1033 nucleotides. The record is from RefSeq and is a predicted model, not a curated record. NCBI's taxonomy places the organism in Eukaryota, Metazoa, Chordata, Lepidosauria, Squamata, Anolidae.